GUGCAGUACUUAUCUUAGUAUUAGCCGGAGUUUGGUAUGUAAUUCAAGCCGUUAAACAACAACUCAUCCAAGAAAUCCAGACUCGUGAUGCUCGAUUUACUGCUGAACUCGCUACACGUGAUGAUAAGCUUGCUGAGGAGGGUCAAAUAAUCUUGACGUUACUUAACACUUCAACCACAAGACACGAUGAAAUCGAACAA
Messenger RNA from Acaulospora morrowiae, 200 nucleotides. Lineage: Eukaryota; Fungi; Glomeromycota; Glomeromycetes; Diversisporales; Acaulosporaceae. The record is from the annotation of a GenBank genome assembly.